AUGUACUAUACCAUAUCCUGCAUGGGAUUAGCGCCGCCUCAGCGAACAUGGAUUUGUUGCGCAGCUCACCCGCCAGUUCGCUGCAAUGCGACACCAGCAUACAUCUGCGCCUUGAUGACAGCGAACGUCAUGUCCACGCUGCAUGUGUUCGACCUACCUCAGCUCUACACCAAGCCCGCAGCACACAUCCUUCUCGAAGCCCUUGCGCUUCUUACCACGGUCCCGCCGUCGUGGGAGAAGAGCCGUGCGUCUGGCCCAAGCAAUCAGAGCGGAGAUGCGGUUGCAGGCCAGAUAGACAUCAAUCCCGAAGGCGUCACACGUUACCUUACCAGCAUUGUCAGCAGUGGUUUGCGCUGGAUUGAGGAUGAGGAUGCCAAAGAAGCGAUAUACAAGCAAGCCAGUGCUAGACUGAGCGAACGGUCAGGUCGCUCUGCCAUGGGGUCCAUGUCGCGCACCUUUCAAAUACCUACUGCGACCAACCCUUUCGAGCUCAGUAUUCAUGAGCCUGCAAUGACUGGCGAUGAACUUGGCCUGAAGACAUGGGCUGCCUCAUAUCUUCUCGCCAAGCGCCUGCAUAAAUUCCAUUUGACGCCGUCAGAGGACACCCGGAAGCUCCGUGUCCUGGAGCUUGGGUCAGGCACUGGUCUCGUAGGACUUGCAAUGGCGGGGCUGGGCGCCCAUGUGCACCUCACCGACAUGUCGUCGAUAUGUCCAAACCUUGCACGCAAUGUGCGAGCUAAUUAUCACACAAUAUCUCAGAACAAUGGCUCGGCCCGCACAGCUACUCUGGAUUGGAGUUGCCCUGCCUUGUACGAGCCGUUCGACGACCAUGUCACUCCCUACGGAGCCUCCAAUGUACCAGAAAAAUUCCCACUCAUCCUUGCAGCAGACUCGCUGUACGCACCGGAUCAUCCUCGUAUGCUUGCGAAUUCCAUCGCUCAAUGGCUUUCAAGAGAGGAUGAGGCCAAAGUCAUUGUAGAAUUCCCAUAUCGUGACGCGUACCUGCCACAGAUCAAAGACUUUCGCCAGCGUAUGUCAGACAUUGGACUAGAAAUUGUAGACCAAGGAGAGGAGAAUGGUUUCGACGAUUGGCAAUCGUCAACAAACUAUGGGGCGGACGAGGAUGAGGACGAUGCUGUCAUCACAAUCGGUGUGAAUUUCAAGAUGACGACACAGACAUCUUCGCAGAAGAACCCUUCGUUCGUGCUCCAAGAACCCAACAAAGUCAGAUACGAAGACCGACCGAUUCCUGAGCUCCCUUCGCCAUACGAUGUCAUUGUGAAGCCAAAGUGGACUGGUAUCUGUGGCUCAGAUGUGCAUUACUGGGUCCAUGGCCGCAUCGGCCACUUCAUCGUCGAGAAGCCCAUGGUCCUCGGCCACGAAUCUUCAGGCAUUAUACAUGCCGUUGGCGACAAAGUCAGGACUUUGAAGAUUGGUGAUCGAGUUGCCAUGGAGCCUGGAGUUCCCUGCAGACGCUGCGUACGCUGCAAAGAGGGGAAAUAUAACUUGUGCCCAGACAUGGCAUUCGCAGCGACACCACCGUAUGACGGAACGCUUGCAAGGUAUUACACUCUCCCUGAAGACUACUGCUACAAACUACCCGACAAUAUGAGCAUGGAGGAGGGUGCGCUGAUGGAGCCCACUGCGGUUGCAGUACACAUUACACGACAGGCAGCUGUCAAGCCGGGUGACUCUGUAGUCGUCUUUGGUGCAGGUCCUGUAGGCUUGCUAUGUUGUGCUGUGGCAAAGGCAUAUGGAGCAAAGAAGAUUGUAACAGUUGACAUCAACGACGAGAGGAUGCAAUUUGCCCUCAAGUACGCCGCCAACACAAGUUUCAAGAGUCAAAGAGUGAGCGCGGAAGAGAACGCUGCCAACUUGAUCAAGGAAUGCGGGUUAGACGCCGGUGCCGAUGUCAUCAUCGAUGCAUCAGGGGCGGAACCGUGUAUUCAGAUGGCGAUACAUGCGUUGCGUAUGGGUGGCACCUAUGUUCAGGGCGGCAUGGGCAAGCCCGAUAUCAACUUUCCUAUCAUGGCCAUGUGCACAAAGGAACUCAACGUCAAAGGCUCCUUUCGCUACGGUUCAGGUGACUACCAAACUGCCAUUGAUCUGGUUGCUAGCGGACGGAUAUCCAUCGGUGAAUUGAUCACGGGCAAAGUCAAGUUUGAGGAUGCAGAGAAGGCAUUUGCAGAUGUCAAGGUGGGCAAGGGAAUCAAGAUUCUGAUCGAAGGGCCUGGGGAGUAG
Molecule: messenger RNA, 2241 nt
Organism: Plenodomus lingam JN3
Lineage: Eukaryota; Fungi; Ascomycota; Dothideomycetes; Pleosporales; Leptosphaeriaceae
Biological process (GO): D-sorbitol catabolic process
Molecular function (GO): zinc ion binding; L-iditol 2-dehydrogenase (NAD+) activity
Source: RefSeq, a predicted model, not a curated record